AUGUCCGAACUGACAGAAAAACGAAACGAACUUGCCAAAGAAGACCAAACAACGUGCGAUCGGGAGGAACCCUUAUCUCAGCCGUUGCUGGUGACCAAAUCCAAUUCAACGGAAAUGGAACUUAAAUCUCCGUCACCUGCACCUGCCACGGCCGCAACCACGACUGCUUCAGCCACCAUCAAACGGCCGCGACAAAAGCCUAAUGAAAGGCGGGAACUUUUAAUUCGUGCGGUGGAAGAUGUGCUGAAUUCAAAUAUUUCAAUGCGACGUGCUGCACAAAAGCACAACUUAGCCAAAUCAUCUCUUUGUGAUUUUGUCCGCAAGAACAAAAUUUCCCUCCCUAAUCUUCGAGUGAAAGCUUGCUCAUCUGCUUCGGACUCCAACUCAGUUCAGAGUUUUUCACGGUCAACUGGCAUGCAUUCGUCUAACAACUCGGGCGUUACGCUAGGAUUGAAACGUGUGUCGUCCGACCUCGAGGAAUUUCAACCUACGGCCAAACUAACUUGUCCGGCUGAUCGUAAACCCUGUGCACUAAACAAAUGCCGAGAUCACAAUUCGCACAUAAACGAAAUUUCGGACAGUCGGGCUAAUUCCACUUGCUCCGCGAAUCAGCUGUCGUCUGCCUUUGCGGAUUCCCCCCUGUCAGUUGAUGCAUUGGAGUGCGAACAGUCUGCCUCAAAAAGUCCCUAUGCUCCCAUCCGGUCUGGUAGUAAUAGUAGUCAUCUUGGAGCCAACUCUGCCUCUGCAACAUCUGGUGCUUCAUUGACUACCCUUCCCACAAACAGUUCAACAGGCGGCAAUACACUCACGUCCAGUCGGCCCAAUUCGGUAACUCACUCCAAACCAAAUCGGAUUGAGAGUCCAUGGUAUAACGCUGCCGGACUACCAACCCAAGUGCCAAUGCGAUCGUGGACUGUUACUCAUCAUCCACCUCCGGUAAACGGAAAUACCACAACAACGGGGGCUUCGUGUAAUGUUUCGUCCGAACGAAAACCAACGACCUACAAUUCUCUCUUCCAACUGCGGCAAACUUUGGAUGCAUCUAAUGUGGUCGUGAAUCUGUCCGACCCAAACACACAUCUAGACAACAUGACUGUGAAUUUACUUUGUAAUAUAGCUGAUGCCACUGGAAACUCUCCUUCUGAGACACUUAGAGCAAGACAGACACCCAGCUCGGAAGAUGGCGAGCCGGUUCUUGCCUCGGACCGUUCAGACAGUUUGAACAAGCAUCAGCAACCACAACAGCAAGAUAUACGGAGNAGUCCGGCCACUGCUAAACCAUGUCAAGAUAUGGACGUGAUAACUUCGUUUAACGCUUCCACGGUGCCGACACCUUCAAUACCCCCGUUUUUCACUGCGACUGAGCUCUCAGCUACAAACCCUGCAGCGGCUGCAGUGAUUGCGGCACUUGUUUUGCAACAGCACUCCCGUGCUGCUCCAGCCGCAUCAGGAAUACCUACCGUUUCUUAUCCAACUGUUUGUCCAUCCACUGCGUCGUUUGCUGCUGCUGCUACACUCCCUAAUCUGAUCGGAUAUCAGCCGACUCAACUUACCUGUCCCAUCCCCGUGCCCAACUCUGGUGGGGCUGUAUCUAUUCCCUCUUCGAACCUCGCAACAUUGUAUGGUCCGACUUUAUUUUCCACUCCGACAGAUUUGACACUUCCGCCCACUAGUUCAGUUGUUCCCAUUGGCACAAAUACUCCGGUAUCCGGAACGCGGCUGGGAUCAUCCCGUCCACCGUCAGUACAAUCUCUACCGCCGACUACCUGUACAAUUCAACAACUCCAAGCCACACAAACGCAGACUCAAUCCUUGCCACCCCGUAUUUCCCAAUUGAAUCUAUCUAACUUGUCCGUAUCAGAUUUGUUACAACAGCUCGGUUCUGAGGAUCUGCACACGCUUCUGACACGCUCGACAGUCACUACCACCAACGCUUACCAACCGCGUCCUCAACCAGAUUCUAUCAAUAACGCUUCCAUGAUCGCGAAUGCGCUAUCUACCCAAUUGCUUCCCCACCUUCUCACCUAUCCCGCACUGCGGAACCUUCUGACAACGAUCGUUGGAUCUGCACCUUCGAAGACAGUGAAUCUAAUGCCCAAUUCGACUAACAAACCUUCGAACACCACUACUGCUGCUGCUACGUCUUCCACUGCUGUCAUCGCUUCCACUGUUGCUGAUAAUCUGUUAGCCAAUUCUCUGCACCACAUUACCACGGAUCAGGGCUCUAUAGACAUUUGUCCAAACGUGUUGGAUUCCAGUAUGAGCUCGAACUUAACCAAAGUGCAGGCACACGCGAAGGGUUUGGUCGAUUUCAUCAACAAGUCGCCGUCUCCGUUUCAUGGUACGUGCCCUGAUCCCACCGUUCAUUCCUUCAACCACCACUCCCCAUCAGUCAAGUGUCCUCGAGGGUUAUCACAUUAA
This is a messenger RNA of Echinostoma caproni, 2421 nucleotides long. The record is from the annotation of a GenBank genome assembly. Lineage: Eukaryota; Metazoa; Platyhelminthes; Trematoda; Plagiorchiida; Echinostomatidae.